Diabrotica balteata is the source of this 1487-nucleotide messenger RNA. Lineage: Eukaryota; Metazoa; Arthropoda; Insecta; Coleoptera; Chrysomelidae. The record is from the annotation of a GenBank genome assembly.
GGUUUACUUUAACCUCACAAUCACAUCACAACUUUAUUAUAACUUUUACUACUUUUGUAAUAAUGUUUAUAAAAUUUCUAUUAAACCAUGGUAAAACCAGCAUAGUUUGCUACCACAGGCACUAUUCCAAUAGAAAUAUACUAAAAUUAAAAGAACGUGGCAUGUUUGAGGAUAUUUUUCCAGAUAAUUCAGCGAAUAUAGUGACUGAUUUAAUGAAUGCUCGCCCACAGACAGUUUACGCCGGUUUUGACCCCACAGCCAAUAGUUUACACGUAGGAAAUUUGUUGAUUCUUAUUAAUUUACUGCACUGGCAAAGAGGUGGACAUAAAACAAUAGCUUUGGUUGGAGGUGCCACUGCCAAAAUAGGUGAUCCUAGUGGUCGUAAUACAGAACGUGAAGAGAUAUCAAAGUCUUUCAUAGCCGAAAACAUACAAGGACUUUGUGAGAAUAUUGGCACAAUAUUUUUGAAUCAUGAGAAGUUUUUAUGGAAAGAAAACAAGUCCUUGAAACCUGUUAGUAUACUCAACAAUGCCAGUUGGUACCAAGUCAUGGAUCCAGUAGAUCUAAUUGGAGGUGCUGGAAGAUAUUUGAGGAUGGGAACAUUGUUAUCAAGGACCAGUGUUCAAACCAGACUUCAGUCUCCUGCUGGUAUGAGCUUUACAGAGUUCAGUUAUCAACUGUUCCAAGCAUAUGAUUGGUUACAUUUGUUUAAGAACCACGAUUGUUCUUUUCAGAUAGGAGGUAAUGACCAAAUGGGAAAUAUCAUGUCUGGCCAUGAACUAAUUAGUAAAUCUUGCAAAAAACCUGUCUAUGGUCUUACACUUCCACUAGUAACAACAGAAAUGGGUGAUAAAUUUGGAAAAUCAGCUGGUAAUGCAGUAUGGCUCUCUGAAGAAAAAACAUCAGCUUUUUCAUUCUACCAGUUUUGGAUGAGACAACCAGACUCAGAAGUUGAAAAGUUUCUUAAACUUUUCACAUUUGAUACAAUAGGCAGUAUAUCUGAUUUAAUGAGGCAGCACAAAGAAAAACCAGAAUUAAGGCUUCCACAAAAAAGGCUUGCAGAGCAGGUAACUCUUCUAGUUCAUGGGGAGCAAGGCCUAGAAAAAGCCAAAAAGGCGAGUGAAGCGUUGUAUGAAGCAAACAUUACAGCUCUAAGUGAAAUGAACGCCAAAGAUAUAGUACAGAUAUUUAGUGGAGCUACAAUAGUUGAAAUUUUACCUGAAGCUGGACAAAGUAUCUUAGAUUUAGCUAUGAAAGCAAAAUGUUUUCCAACUAAACAAGACGCUGUGAGGAUAAUUUCUGCAGGAGGAUUUUAUAUUAAUCAUCAAAAAGUCAACAAUCCUAGUGAGGUAAUAAAUCUGUCGAUCCAUAGACUGAAGAAUAACUCGACGUUACUUAGGGUAGGAAAAAGAAACUAUUAUAUUAUUAAGUGGAUUUAAAAUAUGUACAGUUCUUUAUAAAAUCUGUAAAUAAAGUUUUUUAAUAAU